Molecule: messenger RNA, 1875 nt
Organism: Lachnellula hyalina
Lineage: Eukaryota; Fungi; Ascomycota; Leotiomycetes; Helotiales; Lachnaceae
Gene: LIP2
Product: Lipase
Exons: 5
Coding region: 1-1875 (624 amino acids)
Source: RefSeq, a predicted model, not a curated record
AUGCGUCUCCUUGCUACUCAUUCGCGUUAUGCGGUAUUCUUGUUUCUGUUAAGCUCGGGUAUAUUGUGCGAAGGCUUGACUGGCAGUUCGUCUCCGGUUGUAGAUCUGGGGUAUGGUAUCUUCGAGGGGUAUUUCAACGAGACAUCGCAGUUGGAUAUAUAUAAAGGGAUUCGCUAUGCAUCGCCUCCAGUCGGAGAACUGAGAUGGCAGAAGCCAGAACCGCCCGCUGUGAAUCGAACAAAGGUUACGCCGGCCGUGACUUUUGCACCAAGAUGUCCCCAAAGCCCCAAUGCACCGCUGUCAGCGACAUACAACUUCACAGCAUCUGGGCUUGGAAAUGAAGACUGUCUGUUUCUCAGCAUCUACUCUCCUCAAAACGCUACCAACCUCCCCAUUAUGUUUUGGAUCCAUGGCGGCGGCUAUGGCAGCGGCUACGGAGUAGACGAUUUCUCCGAACUCGUCAUGAGCAACGCGCACGGCUUCAUCGUAGUAGUGAUCCAGUACCGACUUGGAGCCUUCGGCUUCCUAUCCUCUUCGGAAGUUUCGGAGUCUGGAGUACCGAAUGCCGGACUGCAUGAUCAGCAUUUUGCGCUGGAGUGGGUGCAGAAGUAUAUUGGAAACUUUGGCGGCGAUCCGGCUCGCGUGACGGUGGCGGGGGAAUCGGCGGGUGGGGGCUCGGUCAUGUUGCAAGCGAUGGCUUAUGGUGGGACAGAAGGGACGGAAUAUUUUAAUAACGCUAUUGUUGCAAGUCCGUACCUACCAAUGCAGUGGGAUUUCGAUGGGGUGGCACCUACGCAGUCGUACGCCUUGUUUGCACAAGCUGCUGGUUGUCUUGAUGCAGCAGGAGGAAAUGAAACAGACGGAAAUGUAUUUGCAUGCCUUCAAGCAAAGGAUUCUAUAACAUUGCAGAAUGCCAGUGCUCAGGUCUCGGGACAUGCAAAGUAUGGACAGUGGGCUUUUUUGCCAGUCACAGAUGGGGAGUUCGUACAAAAGAGACCAACGGAACAGCUACUUGCCGGAGAAGUCAAUGGCGUUCGGAUUCUCUCAGGGAACAAUGCUGAUGAAGGUCCUGGCUUUGUUCCCCAGAGUAUCGAAACGAAUGAAGAUUUCGACGUCUACCUUCAGGAUCUGUUUCCACUAAUGGACAAUGAGACACUGUCUAAACUGGCUUUAAUCUACAACAUCCCAGCUACCAUUCCAGGUCCUCUAUUCAGCACCCUAGGUACAUCGAACCCAACUGCAUUGAACCAGUCGGAAUUUGCAAUUGGACAACAGCAGCGAGCGAACAACUUGUACGCCGAAACAACAUUCGUUUGUCCUAGUUACUGGCUAGCAAGUGCAUAUUCAUCCCAGCAAACAGGCCCAGCAAAACAAUCUUGGAAAUACCAAUACUCCGUGCCGCCAUCUGAGCACGGUGCAGAUCUCGACGCCUAUGAGGCUAUUGGCCGGGAGGCAUUGGGACUUGGAACACUCUCGACUGGGUUCCGCACUGCUGUGCAGAAGAUAUGGGGUCGGUUCAUCGUAUUCAACGAUCCAACUCUUCCCGCUCCAAUAGUGAAGAACAUUGUCACUUUACCAAAUGGCACUUUGACUGGGGAUAACUUGACAGCAGCCGGGGAAGGAUUCUGGCCGACGUGGGAGGGAGAUAGUAAUAACGGAGCGGCGAGUUACAGAAUGCUGAACUUGAAUAUGACAGGUGGACACGAGACGCAUAUCUCUUGGGAUAGUGCAGACGGGGUUACGAUUAACGUGACGCAGUAUGCUGGUCCGGGACUAUCGGCCAGAUUUGACAUUGUUGAUGCAUGGAGUUGGGAAGGUGAUAGAGGAGCAAGGUGUGAGUUCUGGGCUGAUAUUGGAGAAUUAGUACCCGAGUAA